AUGGACGUGAUCGAGCUCUUUCAGUUUUGGAUCAUUCCCUCCUUUUACGCCAUCACUGUGAUUCUGGGCAUCCCACUGAAUGCGCUCGCUUUGUGGGUGCUCAUCCGAAAGAAGAAGUCGUCCAUGUGCGUCUACAUGCUCAAUCUGGCAGCGGGGGACUUGCUCUUCCUACUCUUUCUACCAAUAAAAAUUGACUAUCACUUUAGACAAAAAACAUGGACUUUGCCAGGACUUACAUGCAUUUUUCAUAUUAUGUUAUUCUUCAUUAAUUUCUAUGCCAACCUCAUACUGUUGGCCGUCAUAAGCGUGGACAGGUAUGUGGCAAUUGUGCAUCCACUGCGGAUCUCGCGCCUGCGUCAACCCAAGGUAGCGUGGCUCCUCUGCCUGCUGUGCUGGGUUUUCAGUUUGAUUAAUAUUCUGCCUGUGACCCAAGUCAAACAUUUUCUUAGCUACGACAACGUCACUGCUAACAAUGGUAGUUUAUUGAUUGUCCAGUGCUACGAAAAAUUCACUGCAGAAGAUGCAGCAUUUGUGAUGGCGUACAGGCUUUAUUUGUUCUUUGCUAUCUACCUCGCGUCCCUGGUCACAGCGUUGUUUUGCUAUGGAAAUGUCGUGAGAGUACUGGUCAUGCAAAGAGGGCAGACAGAACUGUUAAGUAGGAAAAAGAAGAUUCAUGCCGCGAAAAUAACAGCUGUGAGCUUAAUCACCUAUAUUGUGUGCUUCAUUCCUUAUAACUCAACACACAUAACAGGCUUCAUACAAAGUAAAAUCAAUGCUUUUUCUCCGAAGAGUCUUCUCACAUUCCGAGAUGUAGCACUUUGCCUGAGCGUGUCAAACAGCCUCUUUGAUCCACUUAUCAUCUAUGUUGCCUCUUCUUCAUUUCGUAAUUCUAUUAAAAAAAUGUUAAAAUGCAGGGAGCCUGUCUCAAGGGUGGCAGCCAUGACCGAUUAGUACGAAUUCAAAUAUAUCUGUAAGAGGAACUUGAGUUAUGGAACUCCGGUAUGAAUUUCUGACUAGGGUAUUUUCCUUUUGGAAGGAAAUCUGUUUGUUUUGAGAGGGAGUUUGUCAACCUUAUAUGCUCGUGUCGUGUUAAGCUGUGUUUAUAUUUGUGCAUUAUUUAAUAAUGGAAGCUCAAUUUACAAAGGAUUUCAAGCCAAAAGUCCACACUGUUUGACAUAUUGAUGGCCAGGCUUGUGGACAUUUAACCCAAGAAUUGACA
Molecule: messenger RNA, 1219 nt
Organism: Lethenteron reissneri (Far Eastern brook lamprey)
Lineage: Eukaryota; Metazoa; Chordata; Hyperoartia; Petromyzontiformes; Petromyzontidae
Product: lysophosphatidic acid receptor 5-like
Biological process (GO): positive regulation of Rho protein signal transduction; phospholipase C-activating G protein-coupled receptor signaling pathway
Cellular component (GO): plasma membrane
Molecular function (GO): G protein-coupled receptor activity
Source: RefSeq, a predicted model, not a curated record